AUGAGAGAAUUAACGACAGUGGAUGAAGAUGGCUAUCUUGUUUGUAGCAGAAGAGAUAAUGGUGCAACCGUUGUUAAAGGUGGUAUAACACUUGACAAUAGAUUUGUGGUACCGCAUAAUCCAGAGUUGUUGUGUAAGUAUCGUGCACAUAGAAAUGUUGAAUGGUGCAACCAGUCGAGAUCGAUUAAAUAUAUGUUCAAGUAUAUCAAUAAGGGAUAUGAUAGAGUAACGACUGCAUCAUAUCAAAAUCGUCAAAACUCUGAUGAUCCUAUGGAAAUUGAUGAAAUCCAAAUGUAUUAUGAUUGUCGGUACAUAGCCCCAUGUGAAGCCAUGUGGAGGAUAUUUGGGUUCAUUAUCUAUUAUAGAAUCCAUGCUAUUGAGAGGCUAGGCUUUCAUUUACCUGACGAGCAAAGCGUGCUGUACACUGAUGAUGCUGACUUAGAGUCGGUGCUUGAAAGACCUAACAUUGACAGAAUAAUGUUUCUAUCAUGGAUGGAGUGCAAUAAAAAAUAUCCUGAGGCGAGAGAAUUGAGUUAUGUUGAAUUCCUAACAAAAAUUAUAUGGAAAACAAGUCAACGUGAAUGGACACCCUGGAAGAAAGAGUUUUGCAUUAGGAGGAUUUAUCAUGUAAAUCCAGGAGCAGGUGAAAAUUUCUAUUUGAGGACACUAUUGAAUUUUGUUAAGGGCGCAACAUCUUAUGAAGAGCUAAGCCUUGUUAAUGGUGUGCAAUAUUCGACUUUCAAAGAAGCAUGUUAUGCCAGAGGUUUAUUAGACGAUGACAAGGAGUACGUUGACGCCAUAAUAGAAGCCAGUUUUAGAGAAUCGGGACAAUAUCUACGUAAUCUUUUCUGCAUGUUGCUACUAUCAUGCAGUUUGACAAAACCUGAGGCUCUUUGUGAUAAGACUUGA
This is a messenger RNA of Beta vulgaris subsp. vulgaris (sugar beet), 909 nucleotides long. RefSeq lists its product as uncharacterized. The record is from RefSeq and is a predicted model, not a curated record. Bases 1 to 909 code for a protein of 302 amino acids. NCBI's taxonomy places the organism in Eukaryota, Viridiplantae, Streptophyta, Magnoliopsida, Caryophyllales, Amaranthaceae. The transcript has a single exon.